CUGGUGCGCAUCAGCAGGUGCCGUCCGUCCCUCUCCUCCUCUCCACGCCCCUCACAGCGUCGGUUCAGUUCCACGCCUCUGCAUACAGAAGAACCGGGAUUCGGGAAUAAAUAUCCUGAGAUUCAUGAGUGCAGACACAGAGGGCACACAGAGAGGCCGGGAGAGAAAGAGAAACUGUGGAUUAAGACUCAUCUUUACGCACGUUGCAGUGGAACGCGCACUUGGUUUGUGAGGAGUUUACAGCCAGACCUGCGUGAGAACAUGAAUUUAUUCCUGAAACUUCUGCUGCUUCUACCAGCUGCUUUCUGUUCUGCGGCUCACACAGAGCUCCAUCACAGACAGAAGAGAGGCACUCGUUUAUCUACUAAAGAGGUGUGUGUGGACACUGACUCAGCUGCGGCCAGAAGCAGCGGAGCGACGUGGCUGCGCUUGAAGGGUCCGAAAGUAGAAUACUGCCGUUGCACAUCACGAGGAAGAGUACAGUGUCAUGAGAUCCCUGUUAAAAAAUGUUUUGUAUCUAAGUGUUAUAACGGAGGGGUGUGUAAAGAAGCCAUUUACUCCAGUCAAUUCAUAUGCCAGUGUCCAGCAGGCUUUACCGGCACCCAGUGUGAAAUCAACACAACGGAGAAAUGUGCGCGGGGUCAAGGGUCAGCGUACCGUGGCACCUGGACUGCCAGUUUGUCAGGACUGGAGUGUGUGAACUGGAAUUCCUCCUCACUGAGGGGAAAGAAGUUCACAGCUAGUAGACCAGAAGCAAACACACUGGGGCUGGGAAAUCACAACUACUGCAGGAAUCCAGAUGGAGAUACUAAACCAUGGUGCUAUGUUUAUAAAAGAGCUCAGAUCACAUGGGAAUUCUGCUCUUUACCGAGCUGCUUAUCAGACCCCACGCUGGAGUGUGUACGCAGAUCAGGACAGACAUACAGAGGGACGAGAGCUGUGACACGCAGCGGUUUAAAGUGUUUGCCGUGGGACUCCCCCGCUGUCUCUCAUAAAGUCUUCACUGCAUGGAGAUCUGAUGCCAGAGAGGUGGGCAUCGGCAGCCACAACUUCUGCAGGAAUCCAGACGGUGACCUCAGCCCCUGGUGUCACGUGUAUAAAGAAUACAAGCUGACCUGGGAACUGUGUGAUAUCCCCAAAUGCUCAAAGAAACCUUCAAUAUCCACGCUUGGACCACGAGCCCCCACACCCCUCAACAGUCAGGGUUCCUGCGGUCAGCGUCUGGAAGGCCCUUCAAACUCUCUGCCCAUGUUCAGGAUACGAGGAGGUCAGGCCAGUGACAUCAGAGAGCAGCCGUGGCAGGUGGCUAUUAACAUAUAUCUGCCACGUGCAAACUCCUACAUCCAUCGGUGCGGCGGCGUCCUCAUCGACUCCUGCUGGAUCCUGUCGGCUGCUCACUGCUUCGAGGGGAUUUCCGAGAAGCGUCUUCAGGUGGUUAUGGGUCGAACCUUCAGACUUCAGAACUCCAGCAGUGAGCAGAUCUUUCACGUGGAGAAAUACUGGACCCAUGAGCGAUAUGAUGAUGAAACCUAUGACCAUGAUAUAGCUCUGCUCAAGUUGAAGAGCGACUCUGGUAUCUGUGCUAUAAACUCUCCCGAGGUUCUGCCCGCGUGCUUACCGGAGCCAAACCUGGUUUUACCCGACUGGACGGAGUGUGAGAUCUCUGGUUAUGGCAAAGAGGAAGAAUUUUCUCCGUUUUAUUCUGAGAGAAUUAAGCGAGGUCUCGUGCGGCUGUGGCCUCAGGAACAGUGUGUUCCAGAGAAGCUGUCUGGUCGUCUGGUCACUCCUAACAUGCUGUGUGCGGGAGACACGCGUGGCUUAGAUGACUCCUGCAAGGGAGAUUCUGGUGGUCCUCUGGUGUGUCCCAGGAACGGCAGGAUGACGUUGAUGGGUUUGGUCAGUUGGGGUGACGGUUGCGGGAAGAAAGACACGCCUGGCGUUUACACCCGCGUCACAAACUACAUGAAGUGGAUCUCCAGUAAGAUGAGAUCUAUCUGAGACACCAGCACACAUCGUGAACACAAGGAGACUGUUGAAAUGACGGUGAGAUGGAGAACAUCUCCGUGUUCACAGCCGGAUAGGUUGAUCCUAGCCGUCAAGGACCCAUCCAUUAUGAGGAAACAUCACAGAUCAUCAGAUGUUGUCGAUGUGGCACAUAUUGCACACAAGAAGAGAAAUUUGAAUGGAAGGAUCAUGUUUCAUUCUUGUAUUUUGGAUAAACUGUACAGGUCAACGCUGUGGAAAUGACUUUGGGUGCGAACUCUGAUUCAGAUGUGCACCUGCUCUGCUUUUUCUUUUAGGCCCGGUUUCACAGACAAGGCUUAAGACCAGUCCCAGACUAAAAUGAAUGUUUGACCGGUGUUUACUCAAUAUAACAUGCGAAGAAAUAUAUUAAAAUAUAGCAGUGCCAUUGUUUUGUCUCGAGAUGCACCUCAGUAAUGUCUUUUUCUAAGGCAUUUUUAUAUAAAAGACACAUACAUCUUAAUUCAACCGAGGCUUAGUCCUGCAUUAAACUAAGCCGUGCCAAUCGUCCAUUAGUGUUAGAAAAUGAUAAAAAUGGAUUUAGAAGGAACAUUUGCUUCAUGUAUAAACAUUGACGAUAUGUAAAUUCUCUGUCACAGCCCCUCUGAAUGCGUGUGUUCUCAGCUGUGUGAUAUAUUUUUUUUAUGACUCUAAUAAUGACGUUGAAUCGAUUUCAUAACAUGUUUUAACACUAAAUAUCUGCUGGGUCAGAGAGACUUUGUUAUUUUGUGUUUUGAUACAACUUAUAGGUUUAGAAAAUUUAGAUGAUUCCUACUUCUAACUGUUAUAUUUGUCAACCCAUAUCUAAUAGUAUAACAUGCUUUAGAUUUUAGGAUUAAUAUUUAGGAUUAUAAUAUUUUAAUAUUUUAAUAUUUAUAAUUAAUAUUUAACUUUUUAACAUUUUUUGUUUUUCUAUAUGUAUUGUCAGUUAUUUCUAAAUUAUUGUUUUAUAAAAGCUUGUACACUAUUUUGUCUGACUUUUUAUAAAACAUUAAGACAUUUAGCAUUCGUCCUAUGUGUUCAUUUAUGUCUGUAGAACAAAUGAUAACGUGCCGAAGUUUAGUAUUAAAAUAAAGAGUUUGCUUCAUCCUCUUUUGCCAUCUAAAGCGGGAAAUCAAAAUAAUUCACAGACUUGUGUUGAAAAUAUCCAAUGCAGCAUAAUCUUACUGAACAUCUAAAAUGAUGUGGAUCCCUGAAAUGAGACUCAUUGGGUGAGCAGGGUUUUAAAAUAUAUGUACAGUAUACAUAAACUUAACAUCACGUUGGUGAGGUUAGAAACAAAUGUACGCUUUAAAUGUCAAAACAUUUAUAGGAGUUUCUGUAUAAUCAUUCAAACAAAUGAAAUCAAACAACCUGCUGUGGAAAACUGAAGCAGAUUGUCCUGUGGGAAAUCCAGAUUAUUUUCAGACUGAAGUGAAUUCUUUACACUCUGUAGAUUUGGUAUUAACACGCAGGAAUGUGAAAGACACAACACACAUUAAAGUAUCCAUUCUCCAUGCGUGCAUGUGAUGAAGGAAUGAGAAAUAACCCUUAAACAGAUAAAAAGAAGCUUAAGAAGAUGUAUCACACACAACGUUCUAAUAAAGAUGAAUUGUAUUUAACAGA
Molecule: messenger RNA, 3627 nt
Organism: Triplophysa dalaica
Lineage: Eukaryota; Metazoa; Chordata; Actinopteri; Cypriniformes; Nemacheilidae
Gene: plat
Product: plasminogen activator, tissue
Exons: 15
Coding region: 262-1998 (578 amino acids)
Biological process (GO): plasminogen activation; smooth muscle cell migration
Molecular function (GO): serine-type endopeptidase activity
Source: RefSeq, a predicted model, not a curated record